Messenger RNA from Prorocentrum cordatum, 588 nucleotides. The record is from the annotation of a GenBank genome assembly. NCBI's taxonomy places the organism in Eukaryota, Dinophyceae, Prorocentrales, Prorocentraceae.
AUGCUGCUGAUGCAGCUCCCGAUCCAGAUGGUCGCCGUGCCCGCCGCCCUGGCGCCGCAGGGCGCCGCCCCCACAGAGCCCAGGAGCCUCGGCGGGUGCCGAGCCCCUGGCGUCGAGGUUCCGCCGCCGCCGCCGCCGGUGGCAAUGGCCCGCGCGACCUCGAGGGGCUCGAAGAACCACUUCAAGGGCCAGUGUCGCCCGUGCCGCUUCCACGAAGCCCCCGAGAAGUGCCCCCGCGGCGAGGACUGCAACUUCUGCCACUUCCCCCACGGCGAGGAGAAGUUCGCCCAGUUGGAGGCCUUCAACGGCAGGGCCAGGGGGCGCCGGCCGCGCACGGGCGCGGGGCCGAGGGAGGGCCAGCCAGCCCACCCUGGCUAUCCCUGUCCGACCACCUGGACCUGGUGGGCUCCGGGAGCGGCUGGCAGCAGCCCGCCAUACAGCAGCAGCAGCAGCAGCAGCUCCUGGAGCCGGGGCGAGCACGCCGAGGCGCUCGUGCUCGGAGCCGCGUGGCCAGGCCUCAGCGCCGAGGGCAGGCGGCGGCUCGAGCUCCUGCUCCAGAGCGCGCAGCCCGAGCGCUACGACGACUGA